AUGAGAGCAGCGGGGGCAGCCACCUACGGGCCACAAGGACGAGGCAGAGAGCGGAGGAAGGAUUCGGCCGAGGUCGAGUGCUACAGAUGCCGUAAAAUGGGACAUGUGGCAAGGAAUUGUCCCAGCGCGUAUGAGGAGAGGCGACGGGACCGCAGGAGCGACGCGCCACGCCGAGGGGGACAGCGGGACUCCAUGGCAGCAGCGACGGGGGAAGAGCAGCAACGAGGAGCCACAGACCGCUGGGCUCGACCCGACAGGAGCGCCAGGGACCAAGAAGGACCCUGCCCCUGGAGCGCCUACAGAGAAGCAGCAGAUGAUGGAGACGAGGACUACUAUGAAGACCACAGAGGGGCCUUCUCGGAGGUAGUGCUGGCCCAGGAGAAGCUGACUGGGCGGAUGUUUGCAGUGAAGUGCAUCCCUAAAAAAGCUCUGAAAGGAAAAGAGAGCAGCAUCGAGAAUGAGAUUGCUGUGCUGAGAAAAAUCAAGCAUGAAAACAUUGUGGCGCUGGAGGACAUCUAUGAGAGUCCAGAGCACCUCUAUCUCAUCAUGCAACUCGUAUCCGGAGGUGAGCUCUUUGACCGAAUUGUGGAGAAAGGGUUUUAUACUGAGAAAGACGCAAGCACGCUGAUUAGACAAGUGCUGGACGCAGUAGACUACCUGCACACUAUGGGGAUUGUGCACAGAGACUUGAAGCCGGAGAAUCUGCUGUAUUUCAACCCUCAGGACGAGUCCAAGAUCAUGAUCAGUGACUUUGGUCUCUCAAAGAUGGAGGGCAGCGGCGAUGUCAUGUCCACUGCCUGUGGGACGCCUGGGUAUGUGGCUCCAGAGGUGCUGGCGCAGAAGCCCUACAGUAAAGCUGUGGACUGCUGGUCUAUUGGAGUCAUUGCAUAUAUCCUGUUGUGUGGUUACCCUCCGUUUUAUGACGAAAACGACUCGAAACUUUUCGAGCAGAUAUUGAAGGCUGAUUAUGAGUUUGAUGCUCCGUACUGGGACGACAUUUCAGACUCUGCUAAGGACUUCAUUAGUCGUCUUAUGGAGAAGGACCCAUCUAAGCGGUACACGUGUGAGCAGGCUCUAAGACAUCCCUGGAUUGCUGGAGAUACAGCUCUCUGCAAGAACAUCCACGAGUCAGUGAGUCGGCAAAUGAGGAAGAACUUUGCCAAGAGCAAGUGGAGGCAAGCCUUCAAUGCCACAGCUGUAGUGAGACACAUGAGAAGACUUCAGCUGGGCAGCAGUAUGAACAGCAGCACAGCCACAUCCAACUCUGCAAACAGACAGAAUCAGACCCAAAAAACUGUUCAAAACCAAGUCCAGACCCCGGGAACAAUGGGACAGAACCAAACCAGUACCACAGCAGUAACCAAGACGACAACUGCAGCAGCCACCACCGGGAGUAAGGGCUCUAUCACAGAAAACGUUUCAAGUCCACGCAAAGAAUGUGUUCCAACCCCAACUACUCCCUGCAGCCUGGCGUCCACAGCUGCCUCCUCGGCCGGGGCAGAGCUGAGCAGGCCGCUCCCCGCCACUGUCCCUGCCCCGGUUCUGCAAGAAACCAAGUGA
Molecule: messenger RNA, 1560 nt
Organism: Knipowitschia caucasica
Lineage: Eukaryota; Metazoa; Chordata; Actinopteri; Gobiiformes; Gobiidae
Source: the annotation of a GenBank genome assembly